CUAUUCGAUUUUCCACCAAGGGAUUCUUGUUUCGAUUCACGAUAAUAAACAUUCAAUUAUGGCGUCCGGCUCUAGUCUUCCGCUUCCCCACAAAGUCCCUAAGUUAGGUCACAAGAAGUCGAUGUUCGGCUGCCAGCGUUGUCGAGCUAGAAGAGUCAAGUGUAAUGAGCAAAAGCCGAUUUGUUACAAUUGUAAACGACACGAUUUGCCUUGUAUUUACGAUCGCGAUGCAUCCGCAAAGGCUUUUGAAAAGUCAACUCUGGCUCAAUCACCUCCCUACAAAUCAGAGGAAAGCGACCCACCGGAAAGUCGUACGCGUCGAAUGACGGAGACGAGAUUAAUGCACCAAUAUAUUAUUGAAACGGGAGAAUCACUUGCAAUUGAUCUUCAUACUAGAGACUUGCUAUCUCGGAUUGUCCCGAAAUAUGCACUAAAUUCCGAUGCCUUAUUAUAUUCCAUGUAUGCCCUCUCAGCCCUACACUUAGCAAAGCUUGGUAGAGGCGAAGAAAUUGUGGGCGGCGCGGAGAACGCGGCUAAUAUGUAUUACUCCAUGGCCGUGCGGGAACACAAGGAAGAACUGUCCAAUGUCAAUAGAGAAACGGCAGAUGCUGUCUGCUUGACAUCUUGUUUGAUACGAGCCGUAGCGCUUCUCCAGCUCGAAGGCCGAAGUCUUCAACCUUACACACCGCCUUGGCAAUGCUUCGCUUUAAUCCAAGCCUCUACGUCAACAUUUGUCGAGGUGGUAAAGCGGAUGGGUCCAGACCCUCAGUCGCCCGUGUUCCAACUCAUCAAGGAUACUCGCAACAUACAUAAUAACGGAAAACCACCUGAUAUAAGAGACUACGAUAGGUUACGACACUUGAUGAAUCGACCCGAUGAGAUUCGGGCUCUUGAGCCUUGGGACGAGGAUAUCCAAGCCGCCUAUGAAGUUACACUUGCUUAUCUGUGCACAAUCUUCGACUUAAUAGACGAGCAAGCACCGCCAACCGCCAUUUUAAGAAGGUUGAUCAUGUUUCCUAUGUUAGCACGGCGACGGUUCGUCGAACUAAUCCAAGAAGGAGCAUCGAGGUCUCUAGUCAUACUCGCCCACUACUUCGCGCUGUUGACGAAAUUUGAGCACAUCUGGUGGGUUGCUAGUGUAGGGGCCGAUGAGCUCCGCGCAAUCGCUGGUGUCCUGCCUGAUAUAUGGCAAGGCCUACUUGCUUGGCCGUUAAAAGCUAUAGAAACCAAAGAAUUGCAGUGUUGAUGGGCAUACUCAUCUAUUUAACCCCGUCUAUGGAAUCAUUUACCCCUGCAGCCCUGUUGCCGGCGUAAUGCUGCCAAGGUCCUAAUGCUGCAGGAUUACAUGGAGCCAUCGCCAAGGGACCGAUUUAGCGCAUAGCUCUCGCUCUCGUUCUCGCUCUCGUUCUCGUCGUUUCCUUCACCUUCUCUUAAAUCUUAAGGUCAACAAGUUCUCCUACACCUCUACGAUUAGUGAUCUGAAUCUUGGG
Daldinia caldariorum is the source of this 1490-nucleotide messenger RNA. RefSeq lists its product as uncharacterized. The transcript has 3 exons. The record is from RefSeq and is a predicted model, not a curated record. Gene Ontology annotation, molecular function: DNA-binding transcription activator activity, RNA polymerase II-specific; zinc ion binding. Gene Ontology annotation, biological process: regulation of transcription by RNA polymerase II. Bases 59 to 1246 code for a protein of 395 amino acids. NCBI's taxonomy places the organism in Eukaryota, Fungi, Ascomycota, Sordariomycetes, Xylariales, Hypoxylaceae.